This is a messenger RNA of Fusarium sp. VM40, 1296 nucleotides long. Lineage: Eukaryota; Fungi; Ascomycota; Sordariomycetes; Hypocreales; Nectriaceae. The record is from the annotation of a GenBank genome assembly.
AUGCGAUCCCUACCGGCUCUUCUAGUUUAUCUUGCCGCGGUGCUACCUCCACAGGCCUCUGCCGAAUCGAGUUCACCAACAGCAAUUAGAAAGCUCGCGCCAAACCCCAACCACAAGCUCCUCCGUGAGCACCUCGCAUUCGCACCGCUACAUGUCCUCUCACCUCGUGAAGCUGCCGCCGCUGCGAUAUCGUUUCUCGACCAGCAAGAUGACGAGUUACUAGCCCACAAUGGCACUGAACGCUUAUACCGCCCAGCAUUCGCACCUCACAGCGAAGAGUCUCGGGAUACCCUGUUACGACGUGCUGCAGAGGUGCUGGCGUUAUUGGAGAGAAGGUCGUCUUGUCCUAAGGGGAUGAACAGCUGCUCCGAUAUCGACUCCGAGGUCAAGUGCUGUCAAGAGGGAACAUAUUGCGUGGACGUUGGCAGUGCCGUUCCAGGAGGCAUUGCCUGUUGUCCCGACGGUGCCUCAUGUGGUGGAGGUGUUGGCGCUUGUCCUGAUGGUGCUACGAGCUGUUCUGCGGACCUCGGCGGUGGUUGCUGUAUCCCGGGAUAUGUAUGUCAAGGCCUUGGCUGUGUGCCAAGUGCUGCUGCUACCCCGACGAAAACGACUGCGCAAACCACCCAGCAACCUACGAUAACCACAACUGCACAGGAAACAACUGCUGAAGAGGUUUCCACGACCGAGGAACCGACUGUCGAACCCACGACCGAAACAGAGACCGAGGUUGAGACAACUGCGGAGGAAGAGCCUACAACUGUCUCCGAAUCCGAGUCCGAGACUGAGACGGAGGCCAACAGUGUGACUGCAACUGCUACGGGCUCGGUCACCGGUAUUGCACCGUAUCGUCCAACCGGCACUUCCGUGACCUCAAGCGAAGACGGGGAUACCCAAACGGGCUGCCCUACAGGCUUCUACGGCUGCCUCGCAACUCACGGUGGAGGUUGUUGCCGAACCGGUAGAAACUGCGACACACACGAUUGUCCCGCUCCUGCGACGACAAUUGUCUCCAACGGAGCAACCGUCGUUGUCCUUGCCACAGAUGCGCCCCCUGCUCCAGGGCCUACAUCGACAUGUGGAAGUGGCUGGUUCCUCUGUGGUAAGAAUGCGGGCCCCGUUGCUGGAUGCUGUCCCGAUGGAUAUGACUGUGGAACGGCGAGUUGCUUCACCGUGCAGGCCAGUGAAACAGGUCGCAUACAGAAGGAGUUUCCUGAGGCUGACGCGGUCGGGCAUGAGAAGCCCGCGAUCAUGAUGGUCAUGAUCGCAGUGGCUUUUGUGUGCUGUGCGCUUGCAUGA